AUGGCCAACACCAAAUCUAUCUCGUUUGACGAUAUUAUCAAGGCUGAUCGCCAGAAGAAAAAGCAAGAGGAUCUCGCCAACCAGCUCCUUGGAAAGAACCGCAGGUCGAGCGCGCCCGGAUCUGGCUCUGGUGCCAACAAGAAAGCAGCCAAUACACAGACAGUAAAGCCGGGAAGUCUAGCAAGUCGAAUCGGAGUGGCCAAGCGCACGCCAUCUGCGACCGGAAGAUCCACCAGCACAUCAAACCAAUCGAAUGGCCGAUCGCGUGGAAAUGCGCCUAGAGAGCGCGUGAACGCACAACAAGUCUGGAAAGCGUUCGACUCGGAGAAUCGAAACCUCAACCCCCAAUCUCGCGGCCAUGCGCAACACGCCAAUAAUCCCAGCAACAAUUUGUCCAUCAAGGGCGCGUCCGGUCCAUUUGUCGUGGUCGGUAGGAACUUUGCGCCUGGGACCACGGCCGCAGAUAUCCAGUCUGCGCUGGAGCCCUCCACAGGACCAAUGCUCAGCUGUCGAAUUAUCGCCAGUCAGCCAAGCGUAGUCGCAGAAUUUGCCUUUGCAGAAAAAUCAGCGGCCGAAUUGGUAGUGGCCAAUUACCACAACCAGCGUGCGGAUGGAAGACUUCUUACUAUGAACCUCAAGUCAGCAAACACCCCCAACGUCAGCCACGGCAACCAGAACCACUUCGCUGCGCUACGCGCCCAAGCUGAUCGCGAUCGAGUCCGGUCCCGCCGCGGCCAAGGACAAGGCCAACAGCCCGACUUGCUGGCACCACAAGAUAACUCUCAAUCCGGCCUUUAUAGCGACGAGAUGAUGAUCGAUGCACCAGCGGGCAACACCCAGAAGAAGAACAACCAACGCAGAGGGCGUCGUUGA
This is a messenger RNA of Penicillium salamii, 873 nucleotides long. The record is from the annotation of a GenBank genome assembly. Lineage: Eukaryota; Fungi; Ascomycota; Eurotiomycetes; Eurotiales; Aspergillaceae.